Messenger RNA from Bipolaris zeicola 26-R-13, 846 nucleotides. RefSeq lists its product as uncharacterized. Bases 1 to 846 code for a protein of 281 amino acids. The record is from RefSeq and is a predicted model, not a curated record. Gene Ontology annotation, biological process: small GTPase-mediated signal transduction. NCBI's taxonomy places the organism in Eukaryota, Fungi, Ascomycota, Dothideomycetes, Pleosporales, Pleosporaceae. Gene Ontology annotation, molecular function: GTPase activity; GTP binding. The transcript has 3 exons.
AUGGCCGCCACCUCGCAAAACUACGACUACCUGCGGCGCAAGCAGAGCACAAAGUCGCCCGUAUCAUCAAUGGGCCCUGUCCGCGGCCAUGCCCGCACCCCCAGUGAGCGCAACAGCAAUGGCACCGUUAGUUCAUACGGCACUACCAACACGCGCGACACAGCAAUCACCGAGCCACCCGCAUACUCGAAAAAGCUCGUCGUUGUCGGCGACGGCGGCUGCGGAAAGACGUGCUUGCUCAUCAGCUACAGCUCCGGCAACUUUCCAGAGAAAUACGUGCCCACCGUCUUCGAAAACUACAUCACCCAUACACCCCAUCCGCCGUCCGGCAAGAUGGUCGAGCUGGCCUUAUGGGACACGGCUGGCCAGGAGGAGUACGACCGGUUGCGCCCUCUCUCCUACCCAGAGACAGAUGUCAUCUUCGUCUGCUUCGCAAUUGAUUGCCCAAAUUCGCUAGAAAACGUCAUGGACAAGUGGUACCCCGAGGUUCUCCACUUCUGCCCAACCACACCGCUCAUGUUGCUGGGCCUCAAAUCCGACCUGCGCAACAAGAAGAACUGCAUCGAGCUCCUCAAGACACAAGGCCUGACGCCCGUCACCUCGGACCAGGGCCGUGCCGUGGCCGAGAAAAUGGGCGCCGUCUACAUGGAAUGCAGCAGUAAAGAACAAGACGGUGUCGAGGAGAUCUUCGACAUGGCCGUCACCAUGGCCGUUGGCGACGAGCACAAAGAGCAACAAGACCGCCGCCUCGGCACCGCAAACUCAACAUCAAGAGGGAACACAACGACACCCAUCCCCGCUGGCGGCGGCAAGAAGAAGAAGCGCAGCGGCUGCACCGUCUUGUAA